Messenger RNA from Patiria miniata (bat star), 1062 nucleotides. RefSeq names its product lectin BRA-3-like. The coding region runs from base 25 to 768 and encodes 247 amino acids. The record is from RefSeq and is a predicted model, not a curated record. Lineage: Eukaryota; Metazoa; Echinodermata; Asteroidea; Valvatida; Asterinidae. The transcript has a single exon.
ACAAUAAUUGCCGGCGCUAGUAAGAUGCGUCUUGCGGUAACUUUGCUCCUUGUUGUGGGCGUCGGGCAUGUUUUUGUUUUCGCCUCUCUGUGCCCACCAGAAUGGCAGCGCUUUGGUGACUCCUGCUACGUCAUGAUGACGCAACGGAUGAGCUGGCACGAAGCAGACCAGUCUUGCAGGGAAAUGGACGCUAGUCUAGCCGUUCCCAACUCUGCACCUGAACAAAAAUUCAUGUGGGAGUUGUUCCUGCAAACUUUCGAUAACAAUCCAGAGGUAAGUCUCUGGAUCGGUUGCAAUGACAUCGCAGAGGAGGGCACAUGGAAGCAGUGUCCGUUAAAAGGAGGAAACCACAGUCUGUACGAGAACUGGAAAGCCGGCCAACCGGAUAACGUCGCAGGUGGAGAUUGCGGGGUGCUCGGUCUCCGCUUGAACGGACAGUGGGACGAUCAAGAUUGCGGGCUACGUAGACACGUAGCAUGCGAGUACCACAUCCCUCGCAGUAACGGUCCAGCGACGUUCUGUUUGACGACUGAAGCAGAGGGCAGCAUGUCUCCGAAAUGUCUGGUGGGCCACAUUUUGAGGAAGCUCCCCAUCUGGGGUGUCGUGUCGUGCGGUAAGGCUUGCCGUUCCAGGCCCCGAUGCCGCUCUUUCAACGUCCUGAAGAACAGCAGAGGCGAUUGGGAAUGUCAGCUUAACAGCGCAACCCGGCUUGAAGCAGGGGAAGAGAACAUGGAGGAAAUCAACAACUGCUACUUUUUCGAUCUGUAGAAUUUGGUUUACAGAUACAUUUUGUGUAUUUAGAUCUGGCUAUCUUUUGUUUGACAGAACUCACAGGCUACCCUACAAAUUAGUGCUUCUUCAUGAUACAUGCAUAAUUCCAUCACUAGGAUUUCCAGAUCAUUAAAACAUUGUCACCGAACAAUUCUGCAAAGUGGACCUACUUAAAAAAAAUAAUCUGAAGAAGUUUUUAGAUGUUAAGAGUUUGAAUAAUGUAAUUUACGGUUUGACAUUGUCUAGCAGAGGAGAUUGAAAAUAAAUUCCAAUAAAUUAUUGAGAAUUGUA